Ichthyophthirius multifiliis is the source of this 1031-nucleotide messenger RNA. RefSeq lists its product as hypothetical. Gene Ontology annotation, biological process: mitochondrial respiratory chain complex I assembly. Gene Ontology annotation, molecular function: S-adenosylmethionine-dependent methyltransferase activity. NCBI's taxonomy places the organism in Eukaryota, Ciliophora, Oligohymenophorea, Hymenostomatida. Gene Ontology annotation, cellular component: mitochondrion. The transcript has 4 exons. The record is from RefSeq and is a predicted model, not a curated record.
AUGAAAAAACACACAAAUAAAAUAUUUGAUAGGUUAAAACUAAUAAAAAACAAAGAAAAAAGCAUAAAUUUUGGUCCUAACAGGCUUAAACCUUUGUAUGAUUUUUCAGUCGAAAGCAUAUGUGAAAAUAUAUCAGCAAUAAAAAGGAAUUAUUAGGAUAUUGCCUAUUUAGGUCCAUCAGUAAAUUCAUUUAUAGAGCAUAUUCCUCAUAAUGUUUAAUUAAAAAAAAUAUUUAUAUGUGAUAUUUCUAGUUAAUUAUUAUAAGAGAGUAUUUAAGAAAUAGAAAAUAACAAUAAAUUAAAAAAAAAUUUUCCUGAUGUAGAAAUAUAUCCAAUAAUAAUUGAAGAGGAGUUGUUUCCAUUUAAAUCUGAAAGUUUAGAUUUAGUUGUAUCCAAUUUGAAUUUACAUUAUGUAAAUGAUUUAGCUGUUGCAUUUUCUAGAAUUCUUGAUUGUUUGAAGCCUGAUGGAACGCAUGUUGGAGCUAUUUUAGGCGAAGAAACACUUCAAGAAUUAAGAAUCGCAUUUACUUUAGCAGAAAGUGAAAGAUGUGGAGGCGUUAGUUAACAUGUAAGCCCGUUUGUAAGUAUAACUGAAGUAGGUAAUUUAAUUACGAGAUUGAAAUAUAAUUUGCCCACUGUUUUUUCUGAAAAAAGAAUUCUUUAUUUUGAUACUUGUUUAGACUUGAUGCAAUACUUAUAAAGGAAUGGUGAUAAUUCUUGUUUGUUAGAUUAACGAAACGGCAUUUAUAAAGACACUUUGUAUGCUACCAUUGCUAUUUAUGAAAGUUUAUUUAGAGAAAAAGAUAAGAAUUUAUAAGAGUACUAAAAUUAAAUAUUUUCUACUUUUGAAAUUAUUAAUUUCGCAGGGUGGAAAUAUCAUGAAAGUUAACCAAAACCAAAAAAGCGAGGAAGUGCAGAAUUUAAUUUAAAAGAUUUAAGCAAAUAAAUUUAAGAUAUUGAUCCUGAGUCAGCAAAAAUAAUGAAAAGUGGAGAAAUUGGGGAAGAUGAUGAUGAAAAUAAAUGAAAUUUUUA